AUGGAGCCUGUUCUUAUCGUUGGCGCCGGUAUUGUCGGCCUGACACUCGGCCAGGCAUUGAAGCAAAAGAACAUACCCUUCGAAAUUUAUGAACGUGAUGCCACCCCUGAAGCUCGUGGCCAAGGCUGGGCCAUAACUCUGCAUUGGGCCCUUGAAUACAUGUUUCAAAUGUUACCCGAAGCCACAUUGUCACGCAUCCAAGCUGUUCAAGUUGACCCCGAAGUAGCGCGACACGACAACGGGAACUUCCUCUUUAUAAAUCUUGAGACAGGGGAGCCAAAGUUCAAAAUCCCACCAAAUCGUCGGUGGCGCGUAAAUCGCGAGAAGAUGCGCCGGGCAUUGCUUCAUGGGAUAGAGGGACAUGUGCAUUGGGGAUGUCGCGUGGUAGGGCUCGAUUUACCCGAACACAAGGAUCGAGCUCAGCUUUCAUUCGAAGACGGAAGUGUUGUCGUCGGAAAGCUGGUGAUUGGAAUCGAGGGCAGCCGUUCCUUGGUUCGACAGGUUCUUCGACCUGACGCCUUCAAUAAUGUGCCUCUGGGGAUCAACUUCACGGGAGUGGCGGUGGACCUAACCCCGGAGCAGAUAAAACCCCUAAGGGAUAUGGAUCCAUUGCUAUUUCAAGGUUGCGACCCACGCACGGGAGCUUUCUUUUGGUUCUCCAUGCUUGAAACACCACAAGUGAACGGCACAGCAAGCACAAACACUGAACGAUAUCGAGCCCAGAUCUGUAUGUCCUGGCCUGAGAAGGGAAAUGAUGACAAGGUAGCGCCAACCGACCAGGACCGCUUGACAAAUAUGAAGCAACGAGCCCGUGGAUUCGCACCGUUUCUGCAAGAGGCAGUGAACCGUAUUCCCGAGGGAACCGCAGUAACAGAGAUCAAGCUCGCUGAUUGGGAGUGCCUCGACUGGAACAAUCAUGGCGGUCGGGUGACGUUAGCGGGUGACGCUGCCCACGCUAUGACUAUGUAUCGUGGCGAAGCAGCCAAUCACGGCAUCUUGGACGCCUUCCGUUUGAUGGAAGCCAUUGAACGAAUUUAUUAUCAUUCAGUCUCCGCCUGUGUCGCCAUUGAAGAAUACGAACAAGAGAUGAGACAGCGAACCAGGCGGGCAGUUCAGCUAAGCCGACAGGCGUGUCGAGACGCCCAUGAUUGGAAAAGGCUAGACGAGUCCUCGGCCAUAUUAACCAAGAGGGCCAUAGUCGCGGCAUGA
Penicillium brevicompactum is the source of this 1209-nucleotide messenger RNA. RefSeq names its product FAD-dependent oxidoreductase. Lineage: Eukaryota; Fungi; Ascomycota; Eurotiomycetes; Eurotiales; Aspergillaceae. The record is from RefSeq and is a predicted model, not a curated record. The coding region runs from base 1 to 1209 and encodes 402 amino acids. Gene Ontology annotation, molecular function: FAD binding. The transcript has 2 exons.